AUGUUCAAAAAUGUGUUCGGCUCAGGCUUUCUGGUGAGAACAGCUCAUGUGAUUCUGACAUGGGUCAUAACGUUAAUACUCUUCCUUCAUGAUACAGAGCUGAGGAAGCAGGAGGAGACAGGCCAGCUGGUGCAGCCGGUGCUCUUUGUCCUGCUGGUGUUGGUGUCAGUUUUGCUCUACUUUGCUGUUUCUCUGAUGGAUCCUGGCUUCAUCUUGUCUGAUGACAGCGAUUUACAGUUCACACUGGGAGUGACUGAGGAGCAGCAGGACAUGAUCCCACCCACCUCCAAAUCCCUGCGACAGAGGCGCUGUGGUCACUGUCUGCUUCAGCAGCCAAUGAGAUCAAAGCACUGCCAGACGUGUCAGCACUGCGUUCGGCGUUACGACCAUCACUGCCCGUGGAUCGAGAACUGCGUGGGCGAGAGGAACCACCGCUGGUUCGUGCUUUAUCUGGCCGUACAGCUGCUGGUGCUGCUGUGGGGUUUGCACAUAGCCUGGACCGGUUUCAGCUACGUGCCCAGCUGGCAGAUGUGGUUGCGUACUAACGGCAUGCUGCUGGCCGUCGCCGUGCUGGUGGCUCUGCUGUCUCUGAUCGUGCUGCUGCUGCUCGGCUCUCACCUCUACCUGGUUUCUCUCAACACCACCACCUGGGAGUUCAUGUCACGCCACCGCAUCUCCUACCUCAAACACUGCGGAGCAGACGAAAACCCCUUCGACCGAGGCACCUUCCACAACCUGUGGGGUUUCUUCUGCGUGUGGGGCUCCGUGGUGUGGGAGCAGGUGUACUUCAGAGAGGGCAGCGACCAAGUGUAGGGAAUAAGUCUGCAUUCCACUCACGAACAACUUCCACAAACCUGUCUGGACUGAAGAUCCACAUGAGCACAACAUUUGGAGAUAAACUAUUAUUAUUAUGUGCAGGUUAUAUUUGUAUAGGCACUUGUGUUGUUGUGCCAUAACUGUAACAUUUCCUGUUUUCUUGAACAUCUCUCCUCCUUUUUUCCCUCUUAUACUCUCUUAUGGUUGUUAUUACACUAAAAAUAGUCCAACAGGUGCCCAGAAAGAAGCUCCUGCUCCUCUGUGUGGACAGCAGAUGCGCUCAUGUCUCCUCAUCACAACUAUUGUUUACAAUCUGACCUAAAACAGGAAAUGAUCCACAGUAUCUACAGGCACUUGCCUGUUGUCCCUGUUGACUGAAGCUUAUGCUUUGUUUAUGCACCCACAUCCACUCUUG
Molecule: messenger RNA, 1231 nt
Organism: Scomber japonicus (chub mackerel)
Lineage: Eukaryota; Metazoa; Chordata; Actinopteri; Scombriformes; Scombridae
Gene: zdhhc12b
Product: zinc finger DHHC-type palmitoyltransferase 12b
Exons: 5
Coding region: 1-813 (270 amino acids)
Biological process (GO): protein targeting to membrane; peptidyl-L-cysteine S-palmitoylation
Cellular component (GO): Golgi apparatus; endoplasmic reticulum
Molecular function (GO): protein-cysteine S-palmitoyltransferase activity
Source: RefSeq, a predicted model, not a curated record